Molecule: messenger RNA, 3161 nt
Organism: Periophthalmus magnuspinnatus
Lineage: Eukaryota; Metazoa; Chordata; Actinopteri; Gobiiformes; Gobiidae
Product: cadherin-6-like
Exons: 13
Coding region: 305-2707 (800 amino acids)
Biological process (GO): cell-cell junction assembly; homophilic cell-cell adhesion; multicellular organism development
Cellular component (GO): catenin complex; adherens junction; plasma membrane
Molecular function (GO): calcium ion binding; cadherin binding
Source: RefSeq, a predicted model, not a curated record
GCCGCGCGCACAUCUCCGCUGUGCUCCGGUGCUUUCGGAUACGCGCUCUGUCCAUCCCGCCUCCUCCGACACAAACAGGAUAAACUUGGCGACCCGAGUGCAGCGUCUGCGACCAUCAGACCAUCAGAACAUUAGAACUGACCUCCACAUGUGCCUCUACACUGCCCCCUGUGGCCUGUGAGUGGUGCUGUUACUGCCCCAUGUCACCUCUAGUGGACAUUUUGUGAACUACAGAAUGUGGACUGACCCAAGCGCCUGACCAAAAAACACCGGAUCUGUUUAACACGCGCGUGUUUGAGCUGCGAUGGAGAGGAGGAGACUGUUAGCAUUGGUGUUCCUGGGCGUGGCGGUGUUCCUGAGCGGUCCUGGGUCAGGACUGAGGUCUGGGCUCAGGAGGACUUCGUUGGGGCGCUCUCGGGGGUCUGGGGUACUCACUGGACACGAUGCUAAAGGAGCACCUCUACGGAGAUCCAAGCGAGGGUGGAUGUGGAACCAGUUCUUUCUGUUGGAGGAGUACACGGGCACAGAUAUGCAGUAUGUGGGCAAGCUCCACUCAGACGGCGACCGUGGCGACGGCAGUGUGCGCUACGUGCUGACAGGAGAUGGCGCUGGAACGCUGUUUAAGAUUGACGAAAAGUCCGGAGACAUCCACGCCACUAAACGCCUGGACCGUGAGGAGAAGGCCUACUACGUCCUGCACGCCAAAGCCGUCAACCGCUUUACCAACAUCGCCCUGGAGGGGGAGUCAGAGUUCAUCAUCAAGAUCCACGACAUCAACGACAACGAGCCACGCUUCACCAAAAACCCGUACUACGCCCGAGUGCCAGAGAUGAGCGAGAUCGGUACAUCGGUGAUCCAGGUGACGGCCACAGACGCAGACGACGCCACCUACGGGAACAGCGCCAAAGUGGUGUACAGUAUUCUCGAGGGACAGCCGUACUUCUCUGUGGACCCCGAUACAGGCCUGAUAAAGACGGCGCUCCCGGGGAUGGACCGUGAGGUGAAGGAGCAGUACCAGGUGGUGAUCCAGGCCAAAGACAUGGCGGGGCAGAUGGGGGGUUUGUCUGGGACCACCACCGUCAGCAUCACCCUGUCCGACGUCAACGACAACCCACCACGAUUCACCAAGGCGCUGUACGAGUUCCGAGUGCCCGAGUCGUUGGAGCUGGGGGCACCCGUGGGUGCUCUGCGGGCGGUGGACGCGGACAUCGGGGAGAAUGCGGACAUGGAAUACCGCAUCACCGGGAGCGACGGGCCCGGAAUGUUUGACAUCUCCACCAACAAGAGCAACCAGGAGGGGGUGCUGCGCCUUAGGAAGCCUUUGGACUUUGAGAGGAAGCGUCAGUACAGCCUUCGUAUCCAGGUGGAGAAUGUUCCGGUGGGUUCCAGGUUAAUGUCAGCAGGACCCUUCACCGAUGAGGCGUCUGUGAAGGUGGUGGUGGAGGACGUGGACGAGCCGCCAGUGUUUGAACGCAGUCAUUACAUCCUGGAGGUCAAAGAGGACGCACCCAGAAACACUGUGAUCGGGUCUGUGAGUGCAGCUGACCCAGACGACAAGAGGAGCCCCGUCAGGUAUUCGAUCGACCGGCGCACGGACAUGGACCGAGUGUUUAAUGUGUACGCAGGAAACGGUUCCAUCUUUACCCUGAGAGAACUGGACCGCGAGGAGAACGCCUGGCACAACAUCAGUAUCAUCGCCACCGAGUUUAACAACCCUCGCCUGGUCAGCCGUGUGCCCGUCUACAUCCGAAUCCUCGAUGUCAACGACAACCCUCCCACCUUUGCCGCCAACUACGAGACGUUUGUGUGCGAGAACGCUAAAGCUAACCAGCGCAUUCAGACGAUCAGUGCCACAGAUCCAGAUGAGCCUCUGGGAGGACAUCGCUUCUUUUUCAGUUUGGCCCAAGAGGCAGCGGGAAAGGCCAACUUCUCUGUGAGAGAUAACAAAGAUAACACCGCUUGGAUCCUUACGCGCAGAAACAGUUACAACAGCCUUCAGAUGAGCGUGUACUAUGUUCCCGUGGUGAUAUCGGACGGAGACUUCCCCAUGCAGAGCAGCACGAGCACGCUCACAGUCAAAGUGUGCACAUGCGACCGAGAGGGGAACAUGAAACUGUGCAACGCGGAGGCCAUGACGGCUCGAGCGGGUCUGAGCACCGGGGCUCUGGUGGCCAUCCUGCUGUGUGUCAUCAUACUGCUGAUGAUCGUUGUGCUUUUCGCUGCGUUGAGGAGACAGAGGAAGAAGGAACCUCUAAUAAUCUCCAAAGAGGAUGUGCGUGACAACGUCGUGAGCUACAAUGACGAGGGUGGAGGAGAGGAGGACACCCAGGCUUUCGACAUCGGAACGCUGCGAAACCCGGAAGCUAUCGAGGACAACAAGCAACGGCGUGACAUCAUUCCCGAAACCUACUACAACCCCCCCGUACGACGCAGCAUCCUACCCCCUCCUCGUGACAACAACGGAGACGUACGGGACUUCAUCAACCAACGUUUACAGGACAACGACACCGACCCAACAGCGCCCCCAUAUGAUUCGUUAGCAACCUACGCUUAUGAAGGGAACGGCUCUGUCGCAGAAUCGCUUAGCUCCUUGGAAUCGGUGACUACGGAUGGUGAUCAGGACUACAACUACUUAAGCGAAUGGGGACCGAGGUUUAAGAAACUGGCUGAUAUGUACGGAGGAGAUGAUAGUGACAGGGAAUCGUAACAAAAAUCCUGAAUAUUCGUGACACUUGGCUAUGGAAACGAGGAGGAAGGGAGCAGUUCUGUUUUCGAAGUGCUCUUUUGAAACGCGUCAGUGUGCGUGAGGUGGCAACGUAGACAUCGUGUGUUAAAUCAGUGUUAUAGUUUUUUGCAAAGGACAAAGUGAAAACAAGACUCUUUUUGGGUUUAUUUUGUGUAAAAACAUUGGCGGACUUGAGCGUUGAACGUUGCAUCUUUGUUCAAUUGGAUUUUUGCUCCAUCGCUGCGACUGUCGGACACUGGGAAAGCGGUUUUGUAAAAGCAGACAUGAAUACGCCUAUGUAUUUUUCAGUGUUCCUGGGACUAAACUAAAGCUGCGUAUCGUGAACUAGCUUGUGUCCGUACGGUUAUCGACAAACACACUGUACAGUUGUUUAUUUUUUAAAAGGACUUUCUAUGGUUUGAAUCAUUCUUGUGUU